This is a messenger RNA of Pseudopipra pipra, 648 nucleotides long. RefSeq names its product chromosome 3 C1orf131 homolog (gene FSAF1). Lineage: Eukaryota; Metazoa; Chordata; Aves; Passeriformes; Pipridae. The coding region runs from base 1 to 648 and encodes 215 amino acids. The transcript is spliced from 6 exons. The record is from RefSeq and is a predicted model, not a curated record.
AUGGGGCCGCGGGAGCCCCGCCGCCGGCUGGAGGCGGUGCUCGGAGCCCUCUACGACCUGGGCGAGGAGCCCGGCGGCGCCCUCAGCGCUGCGCAGCUCGGCGAGAGGAGCGCAGGGGCGGCGGCGGCGGAGGAAGGAGCGGAGGAGGAGAGCCGGGGGCUGCAGCCGGCGGCGGGUGGGCGGCGCGGGGCCCGCGAUUUCUUCGGGGAGCUGCGGGCCGAGCUGAGCGCCGCCGCCGCCGCCGCUGCCCCGCCGGCCCCGGUGGCGCCGCCGGCCGUGGAGGUCGUGGUGUUCCACGGGAGGAAGAGGAAGGAGCGGCACAGCCCCGCGGCAGCGCCAGCCGGCGGAGCCCAGACCCAAAUAGUGAAUGAAGAGACAAAUGUGAACAAACAAGAAUUUAACUUUGAAAAAGCUCGUCUGGAAGUGCACAAGUUUGGAAUCACUGGCUACAAGAAGCAUGAACAACGCAUAUGGGAACAGGAGCGUGCUAUCAUGCUGGGAGCCAAGCCCCCCAAAAAGGAACAUGUGAACUACAGGACUUAUCAAGAGAAAAUGAAAGAGAAAAAAGCAGUGAAAGAUGCUGAUAAGGAAAAGGAACAUAAGGGUGAUUCUCUUAAGAAGAAGAAGAAAGAACAGAAGGAGAGGUGA